Molecule: messenger RNA, 1839 nt
Organism: Eutrema salsugineum
Lineage: Eukaryota; Viridiplantae; Streptophyta; Magnoliopsida; Brassicales; Brassicaceae
Exons: 4
Coding region: 1-1839 (612 amino acids)
Molecular function (GO): zinc ion binding
Source: RefSeq, a predicted model, not a curated record
AUGGAGAAUGACGAAGGUGUUAAUCUAUCUCGUGAAAAUGAGGAAAACGGUGGAGAUCAAGAUGACAUAAGUCAAACAUAUCGAAUGCUUGAUAUUGUUGAUCCUCCAGACUGUGUAGAAGAACAACGUAUUCAACGUGAAUGGGCAGACGGUUUGAAACUGAGAGUUGGUGCAGAGUUUACCUGUAAGCAGGAUCUAAUAGAUUUAGUUUAUAGAGGUUCUCAUAAACAUUGUUUUGGCAUCACUGUACACAAGUCUGAUAAGAAACGAUAUUAUGUGAAAUACGGUCAAGCUGAAACUGGAUGUAACUGCUAUAUAAAUGCCGCUAAGACAGCUCAGUCAAAUAUUUUCACGGUUAGAGUAUAUAGGAAAAUGAAUUCUUGCUCUCGGGCUUCUGCGUGUACUAGCAGCAAACGAAGGAAAGGCACAUCUGGGUUAGUUGCAGGCGUUGUUAGUAAAACUUACCCAGGUCGAUUAAAACCACCAACUCCUAGAGAUACCAUGGCUUUGGUUCAAACUAGAGGUCGUGUGGAGUUUAAUCCUGGUACGACAUCAAGUGUUGAAGUGGAUGAGUUAGUAAGAUUCAAGUACCUAUUCGUCGCUCUGGGUCCUAUCAUAGAAGGGUUUGCGGCAAUGAGGAAAGUGAUAAUUGUUGAUGCAACUUUUUUGAAGAAUGGAUUUGGUGGAUGCCUUGUAUUUGCAACAGCUCAGGAUCCGAAUUUUCACUAUUAUCCCCUUUCUUUUGGGGUAGUUGAUGCGGAAAAGAAUGAUAGUUGGAACUGGAAUGUAAGCCUGAUCAAUGCAAUAAGGGAUAUGUACCCGAAAGCUAAGCAAGAUUAUUGCAUUUAUCCUUUGGCCCAGAAUGUGAAAGUGAACGUUCAGAGAGAGAGAAAGUUAGUUAUAGGCAAGUUCAUGGAAGUUGCGAGGAAGUGUACAGAGGCUGAGUUUCUUGUGGCUUAUGGUCAACUGGCAGAAAGAUAUCAGGAUGCAAUUACGUAUUUACGUAAUAGUUUGCUUGAGGAAAAAUGGGCAAGGUGCUAUUUUCCGGAAGAAAGGUACAACAUCGACACUAGUAAUUGUGUAGAGUCUAUGAACAGCGUGUUUGAUGAUGCGAGGAAGUAUGCUUUAUUAUCUAUGAUGGAUGCCAUCUUGUCAAAGGUAUCUGAGUGGUCUAACAAACAUAGGAAGGAGGCUGCUACAGCACCUGGAGCACAUAAACUGGUUCCCUAUGUCGAAAAUGUCUUACACAUGAGAGUUAAAAUUGCUCAGUCCUUAAAUGUGACUGAGCUGAACUCGUUUCUGCUUGAAUACGCUGUGGUCGGUGGAGAUGAGAAGACUUAUCUGGUGAACUUGAAAACCAAAUCUUGUUCAUGCAGAUGUUUUGAUAUAGACAAAUAUCCUUGCGUUCAUGCACUUGCCGCAGUGAGAAUUUUUAUGGCCAGGGAAGAUAGAAAUGAGGACAUUCACUCGCAUGAUUUGUGCUCGAAGUAUUAUACUACUGAAUUGUGGGCACUUGCAUAUGCCAAGACGGUAUACCUUGUUCCUCAUCGUUCACAAUGGGUAAUUCCAGAUGAUAUCAAAAAGAAGACUGCCCCAAAACCACCUGAGGUCCCGAAAAAAGCUGGAAGAAGGGGAAUGAAGGCAGGUAUGCUAGUAAUCCUGAGGGGAAAUGCGAAUGGUAAUACUCAAGGGAAUGAAGGCAGGGAUCCAAAUUUCAAUGCCAGUAAUCCUGAGGGGAAUGCGCAGGGUUAUACUCAUGGUGGAGACUGGUUUGCUUAUUUUAAUUGCAGUAAUCCUGAGCGUAAUACUCAGGGUGGAUCUAGUAUUCAGGACAGUUGA